Molecule: messenger RNA, 327 nt
Organism: Hippopotamus amphibius kiboko
Lineage: Eukaryota; Metazoa; Chordata; Mammalia; Artiodactyla; Hippopotamidae
Product: ubiquitin-like protein FUBI
Exons: 1
Coding region: 1-327 (108 amino acids)
Biological process (GO): translation
Cellular component (GO): cytosolic small ribosomal subunit; ribosome
Molecular function (GO): protein binding; structural constituent of ribosome
Source: RefSeq, a predicted model, not a curated record
AUGCAGCUCUUUGUCUGCACCCAGAAGCUACACACUCUCAAGGUGACCGGCCAGGAGGUGGUCGCUCAAAUCAAGGCUCAUGUAGCUUUGUUGGAGGGCAUUGCGCCAGAAGAUCAAGUCCUGCUUCUGGCAGGCACGCCUCUAGAGGUUGAGGCUACCCUGGGCCAGCGUGGGGUGGAGGCUCUGAGCACUCUGAAAGUAGCUGACUGCGUGAUUGGAGGUAAAGUCCAUGCUUCCCUGGCCCGUGCCGGGAAAGUAAGAGGUCAGAUUCCCAAAGUGGCCAAACAAGAGAAGAAGAAGAUAGGCCAGGCCAAGAGGCAUAUGUAG